Messenger RNA from Callithrix jacchus (white-tufted-ear marmoset), 2124 nucleotides. RefSeq names its product chromosome 12 C10orf95 homolog (gene C12H10orf95). The record is from RefSeq and is a predicted model, not a curated record. Lineage: Eukaryota; Metazoa; Chordata; Mammalia; Primates; Cebidae.
UAAGACGGUCUGUGAGAAGCCCCAGCAUGGGUGGGCAGUAAGACCAACACUGUGAGCAUGAGUCUUGAAAUAGACACAGGGUUGAAUUUUGCCCUUACUAUAGCCAGCUGUGUGAAUUGGGGUGAGUUAUUUAACCCACAUAAGCCCCAGUCACUGAAUACACUGGACACCAACUCUGAGGCAAGCAGCUUCUUGUUAUGGAAAGCGAGGAUAAUAUCAGUACCCCCUUCCUCAGGUUGCAGUUAGAUGCUCUCAGGCAACUCGAUUUAGUGUCUGGCAUGCAGGAGUUUCACUUACGUUAGAGUAACGUAAUCCACCUACAGGUGCUGGGAGGUUGGUGUGUAGGGACUGGGAGCUAACUGGAUUAAAAAGCCAUCAGUGAUACUGUAGGGAGGGCAUCCUUGACCUCAAGCCUCUGCCUCUGGGUUGGCGCCACUACGACCGACCGGCAAGCUCAUCCAGGUAUAGACAGAGGCUGGUGGCUCCUGGCCAGCUCAAAGUGUUUCCUUUUGCUUGGUAACCAGGAGGAGUGGCUGAGGAAGGGCAUGGAGUGGAGCAACACAGCUAAAAAUUACCCACUCUGGAUCCCCCCGGCUCCCCCAGACUGAAGAGGUCUGGAUCCGGAUGAGUCCCCAGUAAGAACGGCAGCCGCCCGGGGGACCCACCAUGUACGCGUACAGCUGGCUGUCGCCCGGGGAGGGCGUCUGGCCGCCGCCGCAGCCGUUCACCUGCGCCUACCUAGCCGCCCCUCUGCUCCUGCCCCCCAUCCAGGCCCAUAGCUUCCGCAGCCGGCCCGGGAGCCUGUACACGGGCGAGUUGCCGGCCCCGCGAGAAUACCACCGCUUCUACGGCCUCGCCGCGCCGCCCGAGGCCGCACAGCCCUGGUGGGCCUGCCCUCCGGCCUACGCCGCGGCCCUGCGCACCCCCUGCCCGGCAGCGGGAAUCUCGGGACUGUCGCUACAGGCGCCAACGGCGGCGGCGGAAAGCUGGACUCCGUGGCCCGAGGGCGGCAGCCUGCAAACCGAGCUACGCUGGGGACGCGUGGAGCGCGCGCGAGGCCCGCCUCUGCAACUGCCCGACUUCGUGCGCCGGGAGCUGCGGCGCGCGUAUGGCACCUACCCCCGCGCCGACGUGCGCGUCAUCCAGCGCCGCGGCCAGUUUCUGCUUCAGGCGACUCCGCGCGUGCGCGAGCCCGAACGCCGCGUGGAGUGGCCAGUGCGGCGCGGGCCCGACAGCGGCGACAACGGCCCAGGUCAGGAAGCCGCGGAGCGCGGCCGCCCCAGGAACAGCAAGGGCCUGAGCUGAAGGCGCCGCGAAGCCUAGCGACUGGGCUGCGUGCAUGCGCGCGCGGCUCCUUACCUCCAAUGGAGCCCUCACCUGCGCGCGGGAGCCGGGUGCGCCGCUCACCUGCCUUUUUGGCUUUUCCCAUGACUGCCCGCCCCCUUUCUGCACUGGUUUCUCUCGCCUUAUUGCUGGACGGUAGAGAAAGGGCGAGGGCAAGAUGGAAUCAAGGACACCUCUGGGUGUUGUGUACCUCUUUCCUUCUUGCAGCUUGGGAAGUGGAGGACUUGCGAUGGAAGAAGAGCCUGGGCCUCCCUCCUUCCUCUUCCCCAUCUUCGCUUAAGGAGCCUGCCCUGCAGUAAGCCACAACUUUUCCUUCUUCUUUUCCCUCUAUCAGAGUCGUCGCUCACCGCCUCCCCGCCCCCUACACCGUUCCCACCGUUCCCCUACCCCAGCCUUCCUGCCAAGCCGAGGGGCCACCGUGAUCCUCGGCUUAGUAAGAAAAGUAAAUAGGCCGGGUCCAGUGGCUCGCGCCUGGAAUCCCAGCACUGUGGGAGGCAGAUCGCUUGAGCCUAGGAGUUGGAGACCAGCUUGGGCAAUGUGGCGAAACCUCGACUCUACAUAAAAAAAAAAAAAAAAAAAAAAAUACAAGAAUUAGCCGGGUGUGGUUGCAUGCGCCUGUAGUUCUAGCUACUCGCGAGGCUGAGGUGGGAGGAUCACCUGAGCCCGGGAAAUCGAAGCUGCAAGGAGUCGUGAAUGUGCCACUGCACUUCAUACUGGGUGACUGAAACUGGGUGUCCCCCCCAAAAAAAAACAGUAAAUAAAUGAGCAAAGUCAAGUAUA